UCGGAUCCGACUGACCCAGUUCCGAGAAAUCAGCUCGCCGGAAUCGGAUCCGAGGCCGUUUUCCGUCUAUAAAUCGAGGCUCAGUUCGCUCGAGAUGGUACUCUGCGCUCUCGAAGAAGAUGAUGCACUCCGCUGUCAGAUCGGCGCUCGCCGGGAACAGGACCCGCCCGCCCUCCUCCGCCCUCCUCCGCCGGGCCGCGCCGGCUCUUCGGCCGCUCGCCACGGAGGCCGCCCGCGACAUGGACAAGAAGGGCCAGGCGGAGCGCGACGGCGCCAAGGCCAAAACCGGGCCGGAUGCGAUGGCGCACUCGUUCGGGGAGGGCUACGCGACGAGGUCCGACGAGGAAGGCUUCGGCGGGAUCUACGAGGGCAGCAAGUCCGCGAACAACAUCCAGGUCGACAGAGACAUCCAUGCGAACCAUCCUGCUUACGACAAGACGCAGGGAAGCGAGGUGAAGGAGAAGGAGAAGGCGCGACACCAGACCGGUGCUUCGUCUUGAACGAUGCCGUUACUUGCUCCUUAAUGCUGAUUUACUUCGGUUUAAUUUAAUGUAGUUUGUGGGCGAGUACGAGGGUUUUUCUUGUGCUGGUGUUUUUGUACUUCGAUAUUUGGAAUUAUAGAUUAUUUUUUUAA
Messenger RNA from Syzygium oleosum, 634 nucleotides. RefSeq lists its product as uncharacterized. Bases 120 to 500 code for a protein of 126 amino acids. The record is from RefSeq and is a predicted model, not a curated record. Lineage: Eukaryota; Viridiplantae; Streptophyta; Magnoliopsida; Myrtales; Myrtaceae. The transcript has 3 exons.